AUGAGCCUUUUAAGGACCUUGGAAAGUAACCUUUUACCGAUCCGACCAUUAGCUAAGCACGGCACGCCUGCGUACGGCACUCCAAGCGCCUUUGACGAUGAUGGAAACGAUUUCCUUGAGCUAAGAGCAAUAGACCCUUACUUAAGAGCGAAAGAAUUGGCUUUGUUCGCGCGAAGCUUUCUUAAAGAGCUGAAUCGAUACGGUUUGACCUUCGACGAUUAUUUAGCGGCGUUUUUAAUUAUGCUUACGAAAGAGGCUAUAACCUUCUAUUACAAUUAUGUGAUCAAGGCCAAGCUUCUUACGUUUAAAGCAAAUGCUAUUGCGAAAGAGAAUCUAGGAACCUCGCUUAGCGAGUGCUUUGAAAAGCUCGCUAAGAAGCUCAAGGGCAUUCAGAGCUCUUUACGAUUAAGUUUAAAGGAUAAUCGAAGUUUUGCUAAUAAGCUAUAUUCAGCUUGUAAAAACGUGCUAAAGAUUACGAUUGCACGAAUGAAUCUUGCUUUUAUCUUUACCGCGGUAGUUGCUAAUAUUCGUCGAGCAAUUGCUUUUACAACUGAGACCUCUCGACCUUUCGCUAAAGCGAGUUUUGUGAUUACCCACGGCACCUUUAACGCUGACGAAGUAUAUAAACAGCUGGAAAUUCAAACGGCAUUCCACGCCUUUACUAGCCAAAUCGAGACCCAAAACGUGCUCGCGAGCAAAGCAGAGAUCUACAUAGCCUCCAAGUACUUUGAAAACGUGUUUAUAAGACUUAUGAUUGAUAGCGGAGCAGCUAAUUUCUUUACCGCUAGCUUGCCCCAGCUACGAGCACUUUAA
Molecule: messenger RNA, 813 nt
Organism: Drepanopeziza brunnea f. sp. 'multigermtubi' MB_m1
Lineage: Eukaryota; Fungi; Ascomycota; Leotiomycetes; Helotiales; Drepanopezizaceae
Source: RefSeq, a predicted model, not a curated record